ACACCUUUUAACCCCAAAACAGAACAUAACGCGAAUCAAAACCCCCAAAACUCAAACACUUUUCGAGAGAGACACCCAAGGUGCAAUCAGGCUUGUUCUUGGUGGUUUGGAGCAUGUGGAGAGGGAGAAAACACUUGUUUUGCAUCAUCGAACCUGGGCAAGGUUCAUGUGGACAUAUGUGCAAUGAGCAGACUUGUGUUUUGAGAACAAGUUUGAGUUUGCACAAUUUUGGGAGGAGGUUCUUGGGUUGUAGCCGUUAUAAGGUUGGUCCUAAGUGUCCUUUCUUUGUUUGGAUUGAUAACCCAACCUGUCCUCGUGGGAAUGAAACUGCACCUUUGGCUCUAGAGAAGAUGUUUAGGCUUCAGACUGCUCUCCAACUUGCAAAUGAGAGGGAAAGGACAGCUCUGGAAACGGCAGAAGAAGCUAGGCAAAUGGCAGAAAAGGCUCUUGAAGAGGAAGCGAAAGCCAAGGAGAGGGAGAGAAAGGCUCGAGCUGUCUGUGCAAAAGCUAAGGAAAAAGCCAUUCUUGCUGAAGAGAAGCAAAGAAUGUGGAAGUCUGCAUGCAUUUUGUCAUGGAUCUUUUUUUGUUAUUAUUAUGUUGUUGUGUUUUGGCUCAAUUGAGUUCUCUGGAGUGAAUAGACCUAGAUUGUUGCCCCUGAAGU
Messenger RNA from Quercus robur (English oak), 661 nucleotides. RefSeq lists its product as uncharacterized. Lineage: Eukaryota; Viridiplantae; Streptophyta; Magnoliopsida; Fagales; Fagaceae. Gene Ontology annotation, molecular function: zinc ion binding. The record is from RefSeq and is a predicted model, not a curated record. The transcript has 2 exons. The coding region runs from base 114 to 620 and encodes 168 amino acids.